AUGGUCUUCCUGACCUUGUCCAGAUGGAUUAGAAGCCGUGGACCUGACCGAUACUGGAAGGUUCAAGAACUUCUCAAGCAUGCACGGCACUUCAGAGGCAGAAAGAAUCGCUGUUACAGUCUGGCCGUACGGGCUGUCAGGAGGGCGUUUGUCUACGCGACCAAAGGACGCAGGCUGAAGAAACGCAAUUUUAGAUCGCUUUGGAUCACACGCAUUGCUGCAGCCUCCCGAGAGCACGGCAUGAAAUAUCCUGUUUUCAUGAACAACCUAACAAAGAGUAGCGUUCAGCUCAACCGACGGGUUAUCAGCGACUUGGCCAUAACGGAACCUCGGUCAUUCCUCUCCCUUGCAAAGCUGGCCAGGGCUCGGCAGCAAGAAGGCUUCGUUGCAGCGCUGGGUGAUGGCAAAGAACCUCCCGGUAUUUUCUCCCGUGUUGUUGUGCAACAAUGA
Molecule: messenger RNA, 450 nt
Organism: Nerophis lumbriciformis (worm pipefish)
Lineage: Eukaryota; Metazoa; Chordata; Actinopteri; Syngnathiformes; Syngnathidae
Source: RefSeq, a predicted model, not a curated record